AUGUCUACUAACCCAACGUCUCAAAACAUUUCAUGUCUUAAAAACCUUGCUUUAAAUAUCCUUAAGAAUGGCACCCCAGAGGUCAUUGCAAAAGGUGUUGAAGUUCCAGAACUAGAUCCAUGCUCAAAGUAUAAAGAAGAGCUUUUUUUGUAUGAAUUUAAAAAACCAUUUACCAUACUCAUUUGUGAACAUAUAUACCACCGUAGUUGUCUUGAGGAUUAUGUAAAAGAUCUUCCACAAUGCCCUGAAUGUGCAAUAGAAAUUGAAUCUAUUGAUUAUACGUGUUAUUCUGGUACUUCUGAACCUAGCUCACAGGAUCGGGCACAGAAUACCUCAGACCCAAUGCAAAUUUCGCCACAAAUGGCACAAAUGACAUCUAGUCAAAGCGGGGAUACAGUAAACUCAGAUACAACUCAUAGUUUAAAUCUCCCCUUAUCGGAUUUCUUCAUUUCAGACUAUAUAAAACAGAGUCAAAAAAGACUUAACGAAGAUACUACUAAAAAUAAAUCAUUCAAUAAAAAAUCAAAGUGGAAUAAGGAAAAAGGCAAUAAGAAAGAUUCUAAUACUAUAAAAAAACUUAUUACAGAAUUAAAAUCUAACACCGCUGAACAAAACACAGAUAAAAUAACUUCUUACCAAGUCAUAGCUACCGAAGCUGACCCACAACCUAUCGAUUUUCUAAAUUUAUAUACUAAAAUUACCUUUUCUGAAAGUGAAAAUCAAAAACAAAGUCAGAAAGUAAUUAUUCAAUACUAUAACUUCGGGAUAACCAUAGCGAAACGCUUCAAGUUUCAUUAUGAAAAAUCUUAUAAUGUAAAUAAUGCUAAUAGUGAAGUAAAUAAAGAAAUUGAAAAACAACUUCCUGAUGGUACUCCUGAAACUACUAUCCGGAAAAGAAAAGAAAGAGCCCAAAAAAUCUUUCAUCUCUUUAGUAAGAUAGGAAUAGAUAAAAUAGUGCGGGUGAAUUCUUUUUCUGCAUUGAUGAUUUCUAAAUUAACUGUAAAUCAAAUUAAUCAUAUAAUAUCUCAAAUUCCGGAUAAAACCCCAACAGAAUCAUUCGUAUAA
This is a messenger RNA of Cetraspora pellucida, 1065 nucleotides long. The record is from the annotation of a GenBank genome assembly. NCBI's taxonomy places the organism in Eukaryota, Fungi, Glomeromycota, Glomeromycetes, Diversisporales, Gigasporaceae.